This is a messenger RNA of Parathielavia appendiculata, 2729 nucleotides long. RefSeq lists its product as uncharacterized. NCBI's taxonomy places the organism in Eukaryota, Fungi, Ascomycota, Sordariomycetes, Sordariales, Chaetomiaceae. Gene Ontology annotation, molecular function: oxidoreductase activity. The record is from RefSeq and is a predicted model, not a curated record. The coding region runs from base 251 to 2380 and encodes 709 amino acids. The transcript has a single exon.
AAGCAGACAGAAUAUCGUACUUGAACCGCCGUGUUCUACAAUUUCAAACGAACAAAGGGCGGCAUGGCAUGAAUGCUCCGAUUUGUCGCCAGUCGCGCAUCGAUGCGCCCUUCGCGCGAUCCCUUAGCGUUGGCAUAGCUGAUUUGUCAGACUGCGCGACUCAGCGACUGCAACAUCCCGCCUCAAGCCACAGGUGCUCGACUGACUGAAGACAGUCAUAAACGACGAUGUCCAACUCUUCGAUAAUGCUAUGGCAUUCUUGCUGCUGCUGCUGCAUAGUUUAAUAGUCCACAGCGGUGCGAGCUUCUACCGACCACAGCCCCAGCUCCAAGACGUCGCCCUCUUAUCAGAGUCCAACUUCCUCGGCUACCACCCCCUGCCAGAGAUGCCAACGCUGCUCGGGCAUUCCAAUGGCUGGCACCCGGGCGAGCGGGCUGUUCACUCCCUGCUAAAAGUGCCCACGUCAAGCCGCCGGAAUCCAACCGCGGUCGGACUGCCCGCGUCCUACGCUCACCGUGUUACUGUCUCGCCUCUCCUGGCCGUCGGAACACUUGACGAUCAAGGCCAGCCGUGGACCUCGCUCUGGGGCGGCGAGCGUGGCUUUACCCAACCGGUAGCCCAAGGCCUCCUGGGCAUGCAGAGCAUAGUCGACAAGGCCCAUGAUCCGGUCAUACGUGCCCUGAUGGGAACCGCAGCUGAUGAGGAGGUGUUCCAGCCCGAUGACGACCGGAUAAUGAGCGGCUUGAGCAUUGAUCUCGAAAGCCGAGACCGCGUCAAACUGGCAGGCAAGAUGCUCGUCGGCACUGUCGCUGGGCAGGCACACAACGAUACCAUUGGCGAAGCGCAGAUUGCCAUGAUUGUUCAGGAGAGUAUGGGGAACUGCCCCAAGUACAUCAACAAGAAGGCCAUCCGCGCUCAUAUCCCUUCCCCACAACUGGUCUCGUCAUCCCUGCCGCUUCCGCCAGAAGCCCUGGCCUUGAUCGAGCAGGCAGACAUGUUCUUCCUGUCUUCGACAAAUGGGGAAACGAUGGACACCAACCAUCGCGGAGGACAGGCCGGCUUCGUGCGUGUCCUCAGCAACUCGCCUGCUGGAAGCUCAGAUGGCGGUGUGGCUCUGAUCUACCCAGAGUACUCAGGCAACCGCCUGUACCAAACGCUGGGCAACCUGCACACCAAUCCCCUAGUUGGCAUUGUCAUCCCUGAUUUCACCACCUCCGACGUCCUCUACCUGACCGGCUCGACCGAGCUCCUUGUCGGCCCGGCUGCAUCCUCAGUCAUGCCACACACCAAUCUCGCCGUCAAGAUCACCGUGACCUCGGCCGUCCUCGUCAAAGACAGCCUCCCUUUCCGGGGCACGGCAGGCGAGCCGAGCCCGUACAACCCCCGCGUGCGUCGCCUCGCAACUGAACACCCACCGACCAUCUCACACCAACCGCAAGAAGCCACCUCCCCGCUCGCAACAGCAACCAUCCUCCGUCGCGAGCACCUCACACCCACCAUAGCCCGCUUCACCUUUCUCCUGCAACAGUACCGCGGAAACCAGCCCUCUGGCAGCGACAUCAGUAGAAAACAACCGCCGCUUCUGACCUGGCUCCCCGGCCAGCACAUAACCGUCUCCCUCGCGUCCGAACUCGACCUCGGGUACAGUCACAUGCGCGACAAUGAUCCGCAGAGUCUAAACGACGAUUUCGUCCGGACCUUCACCAUCUCUAACCCUCCACCUCCACCACCAGCAGCAGACGGUCAGGGUGCGGACAAGAAGGCGGUAGAAGUGCAGCUGACGCUGCGCAAGCACGGUCCCGUGACGGGCCUCUUGUUUUCUACACGACAAUUUGGGGAUAAGGGCACGGGGCUGGAGGUGCCUGUUUUGGGAGUCGGGGGUGGGGUAGGGGGGUUUCGCAUUCUCGAUGAUGAUGGUGCUGGUGGUGGUGAGGGUGACAGCAAGAAAGGAGCGCAGAAAGGAAAGAAAGCAGUAUUUGUGGCGGGCGGAAUCGGAAUCACGCCGCUUCUGGCGCAGGCGCCGGGGAUGUUGGCUGCGGGGAGGGAGAUGGAGGUGUUGUGGAGUCUAAGGGCGGAGGAUUUGGGGUUGGCGAUCGAUUCAUUUGAGAGGGUUGAGGGUUUGGGCCGAGUGACGAGUGUUUUUGUUACGGGGAUGGGUGAAAUAAAGGAUGGCGAUGAUCACCGGAAGGAGAUGGUUGAGACGGUGAGGAAGUUGGGAGCGAAGGUGGAAAUUAGGAGGAUGCAAAGGGGAGAUGUGCUUGGGGCGAGGAAUGCGGCGAGGGGAACAAAGUAUUUUGCUUGCGCCAGCCCUGAGAUGCUGAGAACGGUUUUGGACUGGCUUGAGGAGGAAGAGGUGGUGUCUGAGAGUUUCGAAUAUUGAUGGGUUGGUGUUCAGGUCAACUUCAGGGGGGUUCAGGGGUGUUUGGGCUGGCCUCUCGUUCACCAAGCAACUGCCUGGCUCGAGCCCAUGGCACUGCGCAACCACUGUGCGUAAGAUGAAUACCUAAAUUGCUUCAACAUCCCGGGAUCUUCAGGCGAUUUUGAGAGUACGUAUGGUAGUACGAGGAUGGAUUGUGAGAAGAGCGAAGCGGCGUUUAUGUACCUUCUUACUUCGAUCGCUGUCUCAUUCUUUAACGAUUUGAUUUCUCUACAGUUGACGAGGACCGGGAUGUGCACUUCAGAGAUCGGGCAGCUGAGUGUGUGAGUCAACCCGUAAUAGAAGAACGAAC